GUCUCAUCUCUCGGCCUCCGAACCUCCGCGCACCUGUGCACUGCCACCCAGUUCAGCUCAAACCGCCCCUCUCGGUCCCGAACAUGCAGGCGCACACGACAAACGCGACACAGGCCAAGGAUCGCCACUACAUGCAGCUCUCCAACUCGCUCGCCCGCCUUUCGCAGGCAGUCGGCCACACCGCCGAUCUGUGUGAGCUGCUCAAGUCCAACCUGGACGCGAUGCGCACGCUCGCAUCUUCUCAUGCAGCGCAGUACGUAUCAUGUAUCGUGGAGCUUGAUACGAGCUGUUCGUUGGGCCAUGUGAGAUCACUGACGAUGUACCACAGGUUCAUGACUGUCGCGGCAGAACUGAACGCAGAGGACGCUGCUUCAGAGAAGUCAACCUGAACGGCGAGGUGCGUUCUCAUCCAUCCUUUCGCGCGGAUCUGUCUCAUCGGGUAUUCAGUACACCCAAAUGCAGAGGGUGUCUACCUGUCGCCCCAGUGCAGACACGCACGAACAUACGUUCUUCGAACACGCGGGACGCCCAAUACGUAGCUGGCGAGCCCGGAUAUGUCAACCAUGGGUUCUUGUGAGGCACGCGUGUACCGCCCUUCAACGGAAGUCCUCCUCCCCGCCACCCAGAGUUGCUAGCAGGUUCGCUUGUCCGCGCAGGACCCAAGCGGCGCUGCAGCAGCGGCGCAGUGCAUCAAUUGAUUGGCCCCAAUGUAGCUCUCAUAUGCAGCAGUACGCAUACUAGGAUGGCGUUGCCGUCAUAGAGAGUAACAAUUUGACACUGCAAGGAGCUUGUGCGCUUCUGCAAAGUUCCGUUCGUAA
Molecule: messenger RNA, 818 nt
Organism: Rhodofomes roseus
Lineage: Eukaryota; Fungi; Basidiomycota; Agaricomycetes; Polyporales; Fomitopsidaceae
Exons: 1
Coding region: 84-389 (101 amino acids)
Source: RefSeq, a predicted model, not a curated record